Molecule: messenger RNA, 838 nt
Organism: Onthophagus taurus
Lineage: Eukaryota; Metazoa; Arthropoda; Insecta; Coleoptera; Scarabaeidae
Source: RefSeq, a predicted model, not a curated record
GAGAUUUUAGACGACAAUCGCAAACUUAUAUGUAAUGUCUCGUGGUGUGGUCCACGUUUAUAAUUGGGUCUUGGGUUUUUGAGGUGAAGGGGCUUUAUAAAUACGAAUGAACGUCCGGUUUUUUCAUCUAUUUGGUAUCAGCGCGUAAUUUGUAUAAGUAGUGAGACAGUUUUUGGACCAACAAAAUGAAAACGGUACUUGCAUUAAUUUUUUUGGUUUUGCCUCAAUUAAUUUCCGGUUAUUUACAACAUAUCCCUGAUUUAUCAUGGUUGAAUGAGCAUUAUCGAAAUUUAUGGAGAACUAAUGAUUAUAACCCAAAUUAUUUUUUUGAUUUUUACGAACCAAGCCAUCAAACUUCGCAAAGAUAUAAACUUCGCCCUAUAAAUAAUUAUAACCUUGAUUAUGGAGGAAAAAAACAUACUCAAAUUGAUUUUUCUUCAAAACCAUUUCAGUAUUAUCCUAGUAAAACAUCGAAUCUUAAUUUAAAUCAAUUUCAACCUCAACCUUUUUAUCAAUCCCAAAGACAAGAACUUAAUCAUAUUUCGAAUUUAAAUCAAAUUCAACCACAAUUUUUUUAUCAACCUCAAAACGAAGCUAAAUCACCCAAUCCAACGGUACAAACGAGAGCUGUUUCGAUGACUUCAACCGACAUCAACGGAUUUAGUCGAGGAAUUGUGACUCCAGGAUCCGGGAGUUUAGGAAUAACGAAACUAAGUAAUGGACAAUUCGCUUUGGGAUCGGGCUCUUUGGGUUACGGAGCAAGUCCGGUACAAAGUCCAAAAUAAAAGUGAUUUAUUUAAUGUUAAAUGUAAAUUAUUUUAAGAAAAAAAAAAACAUU